UUUUGAUGUAACUCUCGGAAGCAGCAGCUUGAUUCCGUCCAUUGGUAGAGAUCGUGGUGUGAAGAGGCUCUUUUACUGAAAAGCUAAUGGGACGGUUGUUUGGCUAACUCAGCUAACGCUUAUUUGACGGUGUGCCUGUCAAACCAGUCCUUCCACCCUGACCACACCGCGCUCAGAGCCGAGGUGAGAAGGAGGAGGAGCAGGAAACAUGACGAGCUUUGCCAGCAAAGUGUUCUGCCGGGUGGAGAGGCUGUGCCACCACCUGCCCGUGGCCCUCAACACCUUCCUGGUCUUCUCCAUCACCGGCGAGGUGAGCUACCUGGUCAUGGUCGAGGCUCCGCUGGAGCCGGACCAGAAGAAGACGCAGUGGUCCGUCUGGUGGAAGCUGGUCCACCUGCUGGCCCAGUACUUCAUGCUGGGCAACAUCUGCUGGAACGCCCUGCUCUUCGUCAGGACCAGUCCCACCAUCAGGGGGGUGUUCCUGGGAGGAGAGGGCGUAGGCCAGGGCUGGAGGUACUGUUACACAUGCGAGACACACACUCCGCCCCGCUGCUCCCACUGCUAUGACUGCAAAGUGUGUGUGCUGCGGCGGGAUCACCACUGCGUCUUCUUUGGCCAGUGCGUGGGCUUCCGCAACUACCGCUUCUUCCUCAGCUGCUUGUUGUUCAUGUGGUCCGGGCUCCUGUACGCCACGCUGAUGAACGCAGAGGUCUUCAUCGUCAUAUUGAAGGAGGGGGUGAGUGUGCACAGCAUCCUGCUGCUGCUCAUACCCUGGAUCAUGCUUGUUUCAGGUCAGGUCUCAACGCGCGCCUUUGCCUUCGCCUUCAUCGCUGACACAUGUGUUGUGGGCUUCCUGCUUGUGUCCGCAUUCUUCUUCUUCCAUCUUUUCCUGCUGUUCCGGGGACAGACCACCAGGGAGUGGUACUCGUCCCGUAGACCCUACAACCUGGGACUCCUCGGCAACAUGCGUCACACCCUGGGCCUUCGCUGGUACCUCUGCUGGCUCUGCCCGCUCAUCCCGUCACCUCUGCCUGGAGAUGGGCUAAGCUUCCAGGUCACGGGGUCGCUGGAACCCGCCCGGUAAUGCUAGAAAGUCUGAAUGUUAACAGGCUGUAUUUCUUUACUUUAGUGGUGAUGGUGAAUGGAAUCCGGGAUCAGCAGCAGGGAAGAUUGAUUCAGAUCAAGAAGAGAAAGCUUGGGAUGGGGAGAAGCUAGAAUAACAGGGGUUUUUGCUGGAUUGUACUGCCUACCAGUAUCUCCUCUGUAUCUUUUACCUGAGGAUUAAUGGGUCUACUUUGGAAGGUGCAUUGACCUUGACCUAAAGGUUUUCUUUACACUCACUGAGGCCUCAAGUUCCUCCGGAAUACCGAGCACUGAAAAUGCAUAUAAACACCACUGAAACCAGAAUGUAUUUUAUUGAUCAUAAAAUAUUUACAAUUUUAAAUCGUCAUUAACAGGCGCUCGCAGUUACAGACUGUGACUCCUGUGUUGUGCUCAUCCUGGAAUGAAUGAAGAGUUUCUCACACAGCUCGGCUGCCUAAAACUGAAGGUUGAACAAAUUUGACUUGCACUUAAUAAACCACAGGGUUAUAAAAUAUACCAUCAUUAACCUCCUAUCUGCGGUGAUUAUUAAGAUUUUAUUACACUGAACUUUUACUGGAUAAAGACACAAUGUGUUAAAAUCUGCAGGAGAACACGUGUAUAAGAAAAUGAUCAGCAUGAAUCGCACAUGAUGUGAAAGCUAAUGUUGAAGUUUACGUAGUGUUAGUAAAUGCAGGAUUUCUCCAUGUUUCAGUCAGUCAGUAACUGUUCCAAACCAAUCCUACAGUGUCAUAACAUGACACGUUCAACUUCUGACUCGAGUGACUACUAUGUGCCUAUUGUUCUUGAAGUUAGUACAGUAUACUCAAUAUACUCCAAUCAAUCUGUGACAGUUAAACUCGACAAAAAGUGUUGGUUCCAAAAAUCUUAUUGUUAUAUGCUUUUCCUCUAUUUCCUGGAAAAGUUUCACCAGACUGUUUUGAGCAUAUUUCAUAUUUUUUCUUAUUUCGUCACUUUUCUGGUGUGAACACGCUACACACUCAGAACCUGCUUCGAUUUAAUAAAUAGGAUUAGAGACACAGAUAACAUGUCUGACAACAGUUGAUGCCAACUUCACGUUUGUUGCCUCAUUACAAAACCACCACCUGUACAAACACUCCCUUUUGCUUUAUGUCAUUUUAAUGAUCCCAUGCCUAUGUUUUGACAGGUGCUCUUACAUGUCCUAUACUACAUUUACAUUACAACCAAAAAUAUUGUUUGUCAGUAUUGUAUGUUGUUUUGCUAACGUCUGCCUAAUUUUUUUCACCCUGCUAUUUCCUACGGAUGGGGUCACUUGAUGUGUGGUUUUGUGAUUAAAGUGAUUUCAUAUAUUAAAUUAAUUGUAUAUAUGGAACUGUUGAAAAAUUAUGAAUUUUAUUACUUUUUAAUCUGAAAAUUUGUGCAAAUUAAGUUGCAGUGAUUAAAGUCGGGUUGAAAAUUG
This is a messenger RNA of Scophthalmus maximus (turbot), 2521 nucleotides long. It is a transcript of the gene zdhhc24, whose product is annotated as zinc finger DHHC-type containing 24. Bases 209 to 1084 code for a protein of 291 amino acids. The record is from RefSeq and is a predicted model, not a curated record. Gene Ontology annotation, cellular component: endoplasmic reticulum; Golgi apparatus. Gene Ontology annotation, biological process: peptidyl-L-cysteine S-palmitoylation; protein targeting to membrane. Gene Ontology annotation, molecular function: protein-cysteine S-palmitoyltransferase activity. Lineage: Eukaryota; Metazoa; Chordata; Actinopteri; Pleuronectiformes; Scophthalmidae. The transcript is spliced from 4 exons.